Messenger RNA from Trichoplusia ni (cabbage looper), 890 nucleotides. Its product is annotated as acyl-coenzyme A thioesterase 13-like. Gene Ontology annotation, molecular function: fatty acyl-CoA hydrolase activity. The record is from RefSeq and is a predicted model, not a curated record. NCBI's taxonomy places the organism in Eukaryota, Metazoa, Arthropoda, Insecta, Lepidoptera, Noctuidae. The transcript is spliced from 3 exons. The coding region runs from base 119 to 547 and encodes 142 amino acids.
CAUUUUAUGUCAAAGUCAACAAUCAGCUGAUAGUGCCUAAUCAAAAUUUAUCUGAGGGAAUGUAAAUAAAUAUAAUAUAAAACACUUAUCCAGAGAUUUGCAGCUACUUAUUUGUAAAAUGUUUACCAAAGGAGCACAGGUUGCAGAAAUAUUCGCUAAAGCAGUUGCCAGUACAAAAGGAUUUGAUCAACAUCUGCGCAAGGUAAAGUUGAUAUCAUGUGGUAAUGGCAGGAUGUUGGCAGAGUUCCGAGUGGGGCCAGAGCAUCUCAACCAGAGAGGGACACUGCAUGGAGGUUUUAUAGCACACUUGGUUGAUGCUAUCUCCACUUAUGCAUUGACCACUCACGAAAGAGUUGACACAAGAGGAGUCUCUAUAGAUCUUAGUGUAAGUUAUCUGACUGCUGCAGCAGAUGGUGAUAUAAUUGAAGUAGAAGCUUGUACAAAAAAGGCUGGCAAAAAAAUAGCCUUCUUAGAAGUGGAGGUACGGAACAAGGAAACAAAUCAGUUACUUGCCACAGGCAGACACACCAAGUAUAUAGGCAUUUAAUUUCUAUUUUACUAUUACUGUAAAUGUGAAUGUGUUUGAUCGUUUAGAAGAUUUCAUUGAACCUUGGUAGUAAGGGAACCUUGAAUUUCAAGACAGAAAUGCUGCUUCUUGUGAAUCAUUCAAUUUUAGUAACUCACAAGUCUACAAGAUAGUUUGUUUACGUAGACUGAAGUAGAUAAAAUUGUGAUAAGAAAGAAAUGUACACAACUUGUCACCCAACUGUGUUAUUCAAAUUAGUAUUUGCUAACAGUUGUACAUUGUUUUAUAUGUUUUUAUUUAUAUAUUUUAAUUUGUAGAUGAUCAUGUUAUUCCAAGUUAUUAAAUCAUGUUUCAGCAAUCUAAA